This is a messenger RNA of Corythoichthys intestinalis (scribbled pipefish), 5388 nucleotides long. RefSeq names its product electrogenic sodium bicarbonate cotransporter 4-like. Gene Ontology annotation, biological process: monoatomic anion transport; regulation of intracellular pH; transmembrane transport. The transcript has 27 exons. Gene Ontology annotation, cellular component: plasma membrane. The record is from RefSeq and is a predicted model, not a curated record. Gene Ontology annotation, molecular function: monoatomic anion transmembrane transporter activity; sodium:bicarbonate symporter activity; solute:inorganic anion antiporter activity. Bases 122 to 3502 code for a protein of 1126 amino acids. NCBI's taxonomy places the organism in Eukaryota, Metazoa, Chordata, Actinopteri, Syngnathiformes, Syngnathidae.
AGCCAGCGAGAGAGAGCUCAGUUGGGCUUUGUCCUUUCUGCGUGGUAACCUCCAACUUACUCCGUGGCUUUCUCUUCUUCUACUUUGACUUUCACGCAUCUUCACCUUUACCAUCUUUGGGAUGGAUCGGCACCGGUGGCGGCACGCCAGGGACAGGGGUCACCGUUGCUAUGACGACCACGAGGAGGACGCGGAGGCCCGUUCGGCGGACAUCGCGCCAUCUCACCGGCACAGGCGACGGCACCACCGCUCGGCCGAGCGCCAGCACGAUGACGAGCGUGAGUAUGAACGCCGCCCCCACCGGGACCGCCGCCGCCACGGUCCUCCAGAAUUCUACGCCGACAGCGACGACGAUGACGACGGCGGCGAGAUCCCGGACCGCGCCGACCCCUCGGUGUCGCCAGCGGCGGAGCGCCUCCGUCACAUUCUGGGAGAGGACGACGGAGGCCCCACGCCCACCAUCUUCACCGAGAUGGACACCCUGCAGCAGGAGGGUGGAGAGCUGGAGUGGAAGGAGUCGGCCAGGUGGGUGAAGUUCGAGGAGAAGGUGGAGGAGGGCGGCGAGCGCUGGAGCAAGCCUCACGUGUCCACGCUGACGCUGCACAGCCUCUUUGAGCUGCGCACGUGCCUGCAGACAGGCAGCAUCCUCCUGGACCUGGAAGCCUUCUCUCUGCCGCAGAUCGUAGACGAGGUGGUAGAGCGUCAGAUCGCUGAUGGCCUGAUCUCGGAGGAUGUGAAGGAAAACAUUGUCUUUGUGCUGCUGCGUAAACAUCGUCACCAGACCAAGAAGCCCAUCCACCGCUCACUGGCCGACAUCGGAAAGUCCACCGCAGCCGCUGAUCGUAGUCCUCGGGCACUUAGUCGUAGCACUAGCUCCGCCUCCGCCGUCCAUCGUUCCACCGACGACCUGCAGACGCGACGCUCCGGAAGCUUGGGACGCCUGCAUCACGCGCACAGUCGCAGCAUGAACGACAUUUCGGAAACACCCAGCUCUGACCAGCUGAAGAACAAAUUCAUGAAGAAGAUUCCACGCGACGCAGAGGCGUCCAAUGUGCUGAUCGGCGAGGUGGACUUCCUGGACAAACCCUUCGUCUCCUUCGUGCGUUUGGCGCAGGCGACCACGUUGGGCGGCCUCACCGAAGUCCCCGUGCCCACCAGAUUCCUUUUCAUCCUGCUGGGUCCUCCCGGCAAGACCAAGUCUUACAACGAGAUCGGCCGCGCCAUAGCCACGCUGAUGGUGGACGACCUCUUCAGUGACGUGGCAUACAAAGCCAGGGAGCGUGAAGACCUGAUCGCCGGCGUGGAUGAGUUCCUGGACGAGGUCAUUGUCCUGCCUCCUGGGGAAUGGGACCCCAAGAUCCGCAUAGAACCCCCCAAGAAAGUCCCGUCGGCAGAGAUGAGGAAGUCGGUGCUCAACCUGGAGGAGCCGGCUCAAGCCAAUGGCUCGGCCGGAGGGGCGGCUGGCAGUGGAGACGAGCCGCUUCCCGUCCAGCACGAGAUCGGCGAGGAGCUCAAGUUCACCGGCAGGCUGGCCGGCGGCUUGUGGUUGGACAUCAAGAGGAAGUUGCCGUGGUAUUGCAGCGACAUUUACGACGGCUUCCACAUCCAGACCGUGUCGGCUGUGCUCUUCAUCUACUUGGGCUGCAUUACCAAUGCCAUCACCUUCGGCGGCCUGCUGGGCGACGCCACUGACAAUUACCAGGGCGUGAUGGAGAGCUUCCUGGGCACGGCGUUGGCGGGAACAGUCUUCUGUUUGUUCGGCGGUCAGCCGCUCAUCAUCCUCAGCUCCACCGGACCCAUCCUCAUCUUCGAGAAACUACUCUACGAGUUCUGCAAAAACAACGGCGUGGACUACAUGGAGCUGCGCCUGUGGAUCGGGAUCCAUUCCUGUCUGCAGUGCCUGAUUUUGGUGCUGUCUGACGCCAGCUACAUCAUCCAGUACAUGACCCGCUUCACCGAGGAAGGCUUCUCCAGUCUCAUCUCCUUCAUCUUCAUCUCAGACGCCAUCAAAAAGAUGGUGGGCGCCUUCAAGUAUUACCCCAUCAACCGUGCCUACAAGCCAGACUACGUCACGACCUACAAGUGCGACUGCAUCCCUCCGGACCAGGCUCUCCCCCGGAACAUUUCAGCUCCUCUGGCUGACGACAAUGCGUCCCUUCUGUUCAACGUGAGCGACGUGGACUGGGCUCAGCUGAGCAAGAAGGAGUGCCUGAAGUACGGCGGUGCUUUGGUGGGCAAAGCCUGCAAAUACGUGCCCGACUUGGCCCUCAUGUCCUUCAUCCUGUUCUUCGGCACAUACUCCAUGACAGUCACGCUCAAGAAGUUCAAGUUCAGCCGCUACUUUCCCACCAAGUCGCGUCAGUUGAUCAGCGACUUCUCCAUCGUCAUCUCCAUCCUGCUCUUCUGUGGACUGGACUUCCUCCUGGGCCUGGAUACCCCGAAACUGCAUGUUCCCAUGCACCUGAAGCCCACCCGCGCCGACCGCAACUGGCUGGUGAUGCCGUUCGGCAAGAACCCCUGGUGGUGGUACCUGGCUAGCUUCGUGCCGGCCCUGCUAGUCACCAUCUUGAUCUUCAUGGACCAGCAGAUCAGCGCCGUCAUCGUCAACCGCAAGGAGAACAAACUCAAGAAAGGUUGCGGCUACCACCUGGACCUGCUGUGGGUGGGCGUCCUGAUGGCCCUGUGCUCCUUCAUGGGUCUGCCUUGGUACGUGGCCGCCACCGUUAUCUCCAUCGCCCACAUUGACUCACUCAAGAUGGAGAGCGAAUGCAGCGCCCCCGGGGAGCAGCCCCAGUUUUUAGGGGUCCGCGAGCAGAGGCUGACCGGAACGCUGGUCUUUGUCCUCACAGGACUUUCCAUCUUCCUGGCUCCCGUCUUGCAGUACAUCCCCAUGCCGGUGCUGUACGGCGUCUUCCUCUACAUGGGCGUGGCCUCGCUGAGCGGCAUUCAGUUCUGGGAGCGCAUCAAGCUGUACCUGAUGGCGCCUAAGCACCAGCCGGACUUCGCCUUUCUGCGUCAUGUUCCUUUGCGCCGGGUCCACCUCUUCACCCUUGUACAAAUCACCUGCCUGGCUGUCCUCUGGGUUCUAAAGUCCACCUUCCUGGCCAUCAUCUUCCCUGUGAUGAUCCUGGGCCUGAUGGUGGUGAGGAAACUCCUGGAUCUGAUGUUCUCUCAGCACGACCUGGCUUGGCUGGAUGACAUCCUGCCUGACAAAGACAAAAAAAAGAACGAGGACGACAAGAAGAAAAAAAAGAAAAAGAAGGCAGCGGCCGACACGGAGAGCGACGAGGAGGAGGCAUACUUGAGGUGGCGUGCGGCGUUCGACGAAGAGGAUUCUUGUCAAAGCAUCACUCUGCACGUGAGAAUGGGCCCGCCCCCGGCCGUCGCAGUCCCCGCCCACGCACAGCGGCGGCCCCUCCCAGAGGUGCGCGUCCAGGCCGACUCGGACGAGGAGGCGGAACGUCGCCGCGCGGCCUCAAAGCUCACAAAGCCUCACCGAUAGGUCAGGCGAGAAGGGGCGGAGCCGACAAAAUGGUCAUCAAAAAUGGAAUUGUCUGCAGUUUGUGAGGUGUUCUCUGCUAUGCCAGUCAUGUCUGUCAUUUACAGUAUAUAACAGUCAUGAAAUCUUUCUUUAUUUACAUCACCAUUUAGUCAAUCCUUGAUGUCAUUCAUGACGCUUUUAUUCAUGGACUUGAUGUUAUAAAUGAAUCUACUUGGAGAUUUUUGAAUUUGUUUGAUUUAGUCUCCUGUAAUGACAUGAAUCAUCGUCACGCGAUAUGAAUGUUACAUCAGUAUGAAAGAAAUACUCAUUUGCUUUACAUAUUUACACUACAUACAACAUGAGGAGCACACUAACACAUGAUGACUUGGCAGACUGAAAAAAGUGAUGUGUUUGUGGCCCAAAAAAAAACACAACAAAAAAAAGCUCCAUGCGGGCGUUCAUGCUUGUAUUCAACGUUAGCUUAGCAUUCCUGUUACCGCUUGGUGAGACUUACUAGACUCAUAAAAAUGAUAUCAUCAAAGGGUCAUAGUUCUGUCAUCGAAUAUGUCCUCUUUGUUCUUCCUGUCUCUCCUCCCACAAAGACGAUGAGAAUCUGGUAGCUUAGUUGCGGCUCCGCCCACCCGACCGAAGUGCGUUGAGACAUCAUCUAGGGCUAUUUACAUGAGCACCUCGGACGGGACGGGGUUCGGCCAGCCGACAUUGUUCAGAUGGAAACCUCAUAUUCUCGAGAAUCCUGUACAUCAAGUAGACCAGGCAGCUGAAGCCAAGCUAAAGCUAAUGCUCAAGUCGCCGCUCACUUACUCACCCCACCGCCUGCCUCAUAGAUCGGGUUGUCGAAUUCGGCCUCCGCGGUGAUCUGUCGGUAUGGGUGAGGGUACGCCAGCGGCAGACCGAGGUCGGAGCUGGGGCGGCACCUGACGGGAAUCAAGUAAGCGUGACGUUAAGUGGUUCUUGCCGGCUGGUUGGCCAUUAAAUAACAUCCUACCGCGUUGCAAGCACGUAAACGCCUCCAAGCAGAGCGGACGUCAGAAGAACCAGGACAAAAGCGGCCAGUGCCAAACUGCCCCCGUCCAUCUCGCCGCCGGCGUGCGACACUGGCACACGAACUGUCGUCAACAAAUGUGCGUGCACACUAGCCGCUGACGCGGACACACUCACCUUCCAAGGCAUGGUUGGCAAAGCAAGCGUGGUCAGCUGCAAGACAUAUGAAGGAGAAACGAUAUCGUCAUCGCACACACCAUAUAAUUGUCUGCAUUAGUCUAACACAUAUAUAGUCUAACACAUACAUAUGGUACAGGUUGGCACUGUCUAACUGUUUGCAUUACUCUAACACACGUAAUAUAAUUAAUCAGGAAAUAGUAUCAUUUUCAUAUUUACGGUAGGACUACACUAAUAUAAAAUAAACAGCACACCAUAGUUUAAUGAGAAGAAAUAGAAGAGAUACACAAUGCCGUCUUAUCACAAGAUUGACGCACCAACUCGUGUAAUCAGCUCUCCCAGCAAACUCCAAGGACAAAGCGCUUUGUCCUAAAACAAGCACACCCAGCCCGGACAGCAAAGUUGAUAGCGGGCGUCCCAAUCCGCGCACGAACCUAAGCCGCCCAAAACCGGCCACAGCGGGGAUGGCCCAAAAGCAACGCCCAGAAACGCCUUCGACAAGACCGGCGUCAGCAAAGACUUUAAAAAGACUGGACACUGAGAUAAGACAGAUUUCUUCUGCUCGGAAACAUGUAGCCUUGUUUUGGAUCCAGAAUUGUCCCUCCGUCGUCUGUUUUUGCCUUGUUUUUACCAUUGUCGACGAAUAAAUUGUCAACCUGUUUUCGGUGAGUGUUCUUCAAGCUUUUGAAACAUGGAGUCAGUACAAAGGGUUAAAAUAAGAGGACGCG